UGUGUGAUGCUGAAGCAGCCAUCUUGUCUUAAUGCAGUUGGAGUUUACUAGUUCGGCAGUUUUACUGAAAUUGUCGCGUGAUUUAUGAAGUUUUUGAAGUACCAACGUUGUCAGGUAUUCAAGUACAGUUAGAAUAUUCUUGUCGCCCAUUUGUGGAGAAUUUCCUGCAGUAGAAACUGUUUACGAGCUGAAUACAGCGUCGUAGUAUUUGCGCCAAAUAUAUGGAAGAGUGUUCUGCAUAUUUGCAGCUUUGUUAAGAAGACGCCAUUGGCAGAAUGAGUCGAUCAGGUCGUAACUAUGGCAAGAAGCCACCGGACAUUGGGCUGCAGAUGGAAUGUCAUGACGAAGCACUUACCCCAGAGCAGGUUUCAGCAUACAACAAGGGAGAGAAGGAGUACAAGGAGGUGACAGCCAAGCUGGAACAGAUGAUGAAGAAUCUUGGUGGCGAAAUCAUCGAGAAAUCUGAUUCGGUCUAUGUUGUGCAAAUGAAUAACAGCUCUCCUCCACCAGUCCCUGCUUUAACGGCAAGCACACCAAGCACAGGCAAGUCUGUGACAUCUCCUGUGACACGCCAGUCUGCAGCCCUCAUUGCUCAACCACCACCUUCAACCAAUGCCAUGGUACAGGCACUGCAGACAGCCACGGGUCCUGUCAUUCUGCAGGGUUCACCUCAGACACAAGGGGUGAUGACAAGAGCAUCUGCUGGAAAUGCCCUACACUCACCAGGAACUUACCAGCUGGUGAUGGACCCACGACUUGGACUUAUUGUGGGUACUGUAACCUCACCACAGGCUACACCAGGCACACCUGUUAUCCAGAAUACUACCAGUCUCGCCAAAACUACAACAUUAGUGAGUAGUGCACAAAACAUCCAGACCCGCUCAACUGUGCAUACUCGCACCAACAGUAUGAGGAUGCAGACAAAUACAACGCCCAGUACCCAGGUUCCUGCCGGACAGCCUCCAGCAAAAUUGCAUGUGGUGUCUACUGCUUUGCCAACAGCAGCAUCCACUCCCACAAUACCAAGCCUUAGGAUCAAGCCCCCAAAACCACCUCCAAACCAAAAAGGCACCAAUGUCAAAAGUCCUGCCACAGCCAGCAAGGUCUCACCAGCUUCCAGUUCUAAUGCAAGGCCCACUGAAAGCAACAGUGUUGGUGGACUGUCAACAGGCCCAGGCAGUAAACCUUGGAGACCCACAACCACAGGCACAGUAAAUGCUCCUGUGGUAGACCUGACUGAUGAUGAUGGGAAACCAUCUAGUACAAACGUGGCUGAUUCCAGAGAGGUAACAUUCAACAAACUCUCAGGCAAGACAUUCCCAUCCCUUGUGGUCGUGGCACGUCCACACCUUCGUAUCAAGGAUAUGGCCCAGGGAACUGUGAGUCAGGAAAGAGCAGCUCUAGAUGCAAAAGUGAAGAGUGUGCUGAUGUUCACCCCUACGAAAUUUACUGAAUGGCUGAUACAGCAAGGUCUAGUGCGAAGUGAGCAGUACUGCACCACGCAUGUCAUGCCUGACAACACAACACCCAUCAAACUGAAACUCGGCAUGUAUUCAGAUGUUAGCAAGUUCCCUUACAGUGGGGGCUAUGUCUGGAUCAGCGAGUGCUGCCCUCAACGAUUUGUAUCGGUAUUCAGUGGGUCUAUCUUUGAGGGAGCACCGCACCCACCAACGGUACUUCUGAAACUUAUCUAUCACUGGGCAUGCCAAACUAAUGUUCAGAAUGUGGUACAGUGGGUGAAAGUAGACAACUUUUAUGUGAAGAACUUUUUCACAAACAUGCGCAGCGUUUGCACUGCAGCCAUUCAUGAGAAAUAUGAGAAGAUGGGUGGACUCAAAAAGAGAGUAGAGGUAGGAGUGAUUAGCCUGGGAACCACAUCACAAGAUGGGAACAUGCGCCAAGUGAAAGUGGAGGUGCUUGGCGUUAUGGAUCCAGAGAGUAAACUUAUUAGACUCCGAGCUGUGGAGCCACUCCAGCAGGAGGGGGAACGCAACUAUAAGCGACGAUUUGUGAAGAUCUUGGAACCAUUAGAACAGUGGGUUGACAAGGACAGCAUCAUCCUGACAGACUUCACUGUGGACAAGGGUACCCUGCACAAUAUGGGUUUUAACUCUGUGUACCAAGUGUCAAUCAGCGAUGCACCAACCCCACAAAACAAGUACAGCAAUCAAAAUGUUAUGGAGUACCUGCGGCGCAUUGUGCCACGCAUGUUUCAGAACACACUCUCUCUUCUGAGUAGACAAAUCAUUCAGCAGUUUUUGGAUGAACUGGUGUGGAGAGAGAGGUGGGGACCUGUUGCAUCUCAGACAUUUGACAAUAUCAUUGCUCACAUGGCUGAACAGACUAAGCUGGAAACAGGAGAUAGUCUGCUGACUCGUUUGUCAAAGGUGGCAGCAAACCCAUUCAAGCACUGGCAGUACUCUAGCUGGAAAACCACACCUACUCCAAAGACACCAGUUGUAGCUAACGGCACUGCUACGCCAGGCCACACGGCAUCUAUGGAGCCAUCUCCAGCACCUCCUCCAGGACCAGUCAGUUCAAUUGAUAUGUUGCCGCAGAGCAUCCGAAUGGUGGACUCCCCUACCACACAAACUGGAAAGCGUGGCCGCAAGCGGGUCAUGCCACAGGUGGAUGCUCCAGAACCUAAGAGAGCUGCAGUAGCACCUGCACCUGUUUCGGUUGUACCUGAAGAGCAAGUAUCGCUGGACUCUUACUACUAUGGAUCACUGGAGGGUGAUGCACAGAUCAUAAAGGAGGAAUUCAAAAAUUCACUCACCAUUAAGUGCUGUGUCUGCAAUCGGAAGUACUCGAACAAUAUCUUGUUAAUGAAGCAUCUCAUCAUGCAUGCACAGUCAGACAACCAGUUCUUGAUGGAACUCAGUGAUCUCACGCAGUGCAAAUACUGCCUCAAGUCAUUCCCCACUCCAUUCUCCAUGCAGACGCACAUUGAGGAGAUUCAUCUGAAGGCGACGACAAACUUGGUGUGCCGUAUCUGUGAGGAGAAGUUCCGUGACAGACCUAUGCUUAUCUCACACAUGCACCGUACACAUAUUGCAGUUGAGUUGCCAUAUGAGUGUGGGAUCUGCAAGUUCCGCUCAUCGAUGCACAGAGAUCUCAUUGACCAUUUCUAUGAGGUGCACGGUGGAGGUGAAAAGCUCCAGUGCCCAUUCUGUCUGAAGACUGUUGCAUUUGCCAGCCAAGGAAAGAAGAUGUCUGCCAAUGUUAACUUCUUCCUUAAUCAUAUUCAGAAACACCAGAGAAAGACAAUUGCUCGCAGAUGCAAUAAGUGUGUCAUGUGGUUUGUCCACAAGGGCAUCCUCAAAGAGCACCAGAUUAAGGACCACAGCAGCUUCAAAGGUGUUCCAGGAGUGAAACCGUAUGUGAACCCGAGAGGGGUGGAUGUGAUGAUGCCAUUGCCACCAACAUCCCAACUGUCCCGAGGCCCACUCACACAGAAGAAACAGCCAGACAGGAUGAAAUCAUCAUCAAAUUUUGCCAACAAAAUGUUUGAACCACCUCUGGCAAUAUAUGGUGUGCCGUCAGGCUCCACUUGUUGUGAGUGUGAGGGAGAGUUCCUUGGAGAAGAUCACUUCCCAGGCUACUUAACGUGCUCAAGGUGUCGUUUUGCAACAUGCUGCAGCAAAGCCAUGAUGGAGCAUAUUGUGGUGUUCCAUGAAUCGGGUAAAAGCACGCCUGAGUUUACACUAGGGCAAAUAGUGCAGCUUCCAGCAGAAAUGUUCUGUGUGUGUGGGUACAAAACUUCUAGCGGCAAUAGGCUAGCAAAUCAUUUGGCAAAGUGUGAGCGAAAGAGUGCGUACCCCUCUCCAGCCAAAGCAAAGGCUGCAACCAUCCAGUCAGCUUCCUUCCCACCACUGGUCACAUUAGACGAUGCUGACAAUGCUAGUGAAGAUCCCAGUGAUCGCUGGCUCAAGGCCUUUGUUCCAAGUCGCAAGGAGGAGCCUGGGGAGGGCAGUAAGGAUGCACCAGACAAAAAGCAAGCUCCUCAGCCCGAGGGUGGAGACCCCCCAAGUAUGCUUAACAUACUGGGUCUAGUACGCAAACCUUCAACAGACGAAUCGAGUCUUGAUCGUGCCCCAUCUGACAGUGAAGGACUGCCCGAGGGCAAAGCAGAGCAACCACAGCUGGCAGCAAGCUCAGAACUACCAGAUCAAGAAAACAGUGAGGUUCCUUCACCAGGGACAAGUAAAAAUGGAGAGAAAGUUGCAGAAGGAGAGGAAAAGAUGGAAGUAGAUGAAGCAGAAGCUGGCAAUGAUCAGCCAGUAGCUCUGGCAAACAUAGAUGACAGUACUACUGAAGAGGCAUUACCAGACGACAAGGAACCUGCAGAGCAGAUGGUACUGGAUGACAGUGCGACUGCAGAGGAGAUUUCAGGUGACAUAGGCCCUGCAGAGGAAACGUCACCAGGUGAUGUGGCCCCUGUAGGGGAGAUUUCAUCAGGUGACAUUGUCCCUGCAGAGGAGAAUUUACCAGAUGACAUGGCCCCUGCAGGGGAGCACUCAUCAAGUGACAUUGUUCCUGCAGAUGAGACUUCACCAGAUGAUAAUGUCCCUGAAGAGGAGACUUCACCAGAUGAAAAUGCCCCUAUAGAUGAGACUUCACUAGGUGACAGGACAUCUCCAGUAGAGACAGAAGAGAACUGUCAGGCAUCUGAGGUGGGGGACAACAGACCAUCAUCCCAAUCGAGUGCAGCAGCAGACAGCAGAUUGUCCUCUCAGGAAGCAGAGGCCAGGAUUCCAUCUCCUGUGGAAGGUAGUGAGAUCAAAUGUUUACAUCCCCCCGAUGAUACCGAAGAAAGUGUAGCUUCGCCCUCGUGCAAUGAGAAUGAAUCAUCUGACAUCGUCAGAGACUCCAGUGAACUUUGUCAGGAGAGUGAGCAGGCUGGUGACAGAGAAAUAAGAUCGUCAGUCAGUGAAACUGAAGCAGCAUACACGGAUGAGAGAGCUGCCAUCUCCCCUGUUAAUAAUGAAGUGCCCCCAUUGUCAGGGGACAAGCUUGCAAGUACUCUUGUAGAAAGUACAGAUACAUCUUUAGCAGGAAACAUAGUUCCUUUACUAGAGGAAAAGGCUGGGCCAUUAUCUGAGCAAAAUAAAGGAGAGAUUGAAAAUAUAUCCACCAGUGCUUCUGAAUGAAGAGUUUCCAUUUGCUUUUGAAAAUAGUGUAAGUCACAGUAGGUGGCACAGAAUUGCAACUGGACUUGUGCUGCUUGUUACUGCCACCUUACUGCAGGAAUCUUUACCUAGUUUUUAAGUGUUUAUAUUACCAUCACAAGUUUUUUAGUGUAUUGACAUGUUGGUAUUAGAUUUAUGUUGAUACAAAUGUAUACAUGUAAGGGAAUGUGUGAAUAUAUGACGUGAUAGAUGUUUAAAAGAUUUUAAUUUUGCAUUUGAUGUAAGUUGGUGCUGUACUAGUGAGGAAGCUGGAGUGCUGCAUGUAAUGAAAUAUCCCCUCAACACUUAACUCAGUUUGUCUUUUACACAGUUUAUAUAGAUGUUCAGUACAAGGGAACCAAUGAUACGCACAUAGCUAGUACUAUAAUAACAUAAGGGAUUGUUCUGUUUGGAGUCGUUUGUGUCAUACUGAAACAUUUUAGAUAUUGCAUACGUUUGUGCCUAAUUCCCAUGAAAACAAAAAUUUAAAUGUUAAUAUAACUUCCAGCAGAUGAUGUGCAAGGUGAAGGUAUUUUCGUGAUGCAGUGCAAGUUGAUUUAGGGUAAAGUGAAUAAAAUGUGUUUCGUCUUGUAAAUCAUCAUCGUUGUAAAUGGAUAUGAAGUGAUAACGGGAAAGAAUGUUUUAUCUGCUGCAGAAAGGGAAUCGGAGUUUACAUCAUACUGUGGACACUUUAUGGAAAUACGUUUGGUAUAAUGUUUUGUUGUGCCUGUUACAAUCUCUUGCAUAUGCCAUUAUAGGAUAUCUGCCCACUGAUAGUAUUAAUGUCAUGUAAAGUAAAAUGUAAAACAGGCGAGAUGAAAACACCAGGCAUAAAUAAAAGGAAAACAAGCAAGAUGAAAAUACCAGACAUAAUUUGAACAUGAAUGACACAUUGUUCAUAAUGUUAUAAGUCCUGUUGUAAUUUAUAUUUAAUCUCAAGCAUUGUGAGCUCAUGACUGACCAGUGUGAUUCUAAAGUUUUACGUAUCUUUAUAUAUCCUCUAUGCUUGCUCUGUCUAAUGUAUUUAGUGUAUGAUUGUGAAUUUGAUAUACUGUCCAUAGAUCUGCUAUUGAAGUUCAGUGGCUGUAACUUAGUUGUAGAUAAGGUAUUAGAGUUUUUUGCAGCUUUAGGUUUUCUCUGAAAUGAAUGCUACCCGAGUUGUAAAAGAUGUAUAUUUAGUGAAAAGAGAAUUCAUUCACUUUACACAUUUUGUUGAGGUUUUUGGUCAAAGUAGUCUGCUUUAUUUUUUUAUGCUACUCUGUGGCUAGAAAGCGAAGAUGUUUCAGUAAGCUGAGUGGCUGCAGGCUGAACAACCCAGGCAUAAUUCCUGAUAGAGGGAAGAGAUUUUCUUCUUACUGUCAUAUCCAGACUGGCAGUAAACCCAACCCAGCCUCAUGUUCACUGGUUCAUGGGGCCUCUGUUUCAGGAGGUAAAUUGACUGAGUAAGAAGCUGACCACUUUAUCUACUGCCAGUUUUAAAAAUUCAUGGAGCUUUGAAAUACUUCAUGGUGUGGUACUUGGCACAGGGACAACUUUCCAGAUAUACAAGUGUAUUGUGAAAGUUUUGUACCACUUGUAAAUACUGUCAGAAGUUUGACCUAAAGCACUAGACUUUUGCAGCAGUCCACAGUAUGAUUAAUUCAAAAUGUUCUAAAUUUCCCUCCUUGAAUGCACCCUCCCCAGUGAUGUAAAACACCUAUGCUGCUCUGAAGUGGGGAGGCAGUUUUUUCGUUAUACUGUUAAGACCAAAAUUACCCUAGGGCCUGGGUCUUUUGCUGUGGGUACUGCAGAUUUUUUAUGUUAAGGCAGAAAGAUUUGAGUUUGAGGUCCCACGUGUAUCUGUAUGUGUAUGAUGGGUUUCUUUGAAAGAAAAUGUGUCUUGUUUAUGCUCGUUAUCAGCUGACCUGAAACUUCCAUUUCACAAGGUUAUGUGACAAGAUAAUUGAUAUAACUUCAGUAGAAGUCUGAUGUAAUGAAUACAACCUGCUUUGAGAAGUCUGUUUAAUGAACAUUUCUUUAUGCACCACCAGUUUAAUCAUAAUAAGCAUGCAAUAUUUUAAGCCAUUAGGGCUGAGGAUUUUGGGUACAUCAAAACAUGCUGGGGCUGGGUUCAUUUCUGGAAAAAUCAGUGCUUAGUGAAAAAAUAUUUCACUCCCACCACAGAUAUUACUAAUGCAGAAGUAGGUUACUGAGGCAGUCUAUGAUAUGACUUCAAACCAGGCAUCGCCUUCAUCUCAAGAAAGACUGAAAUAAUGUUCCAUCCAGACAUAUGGGAAUGUUUCCUGAGCUGAAGCUGUUGGGUUAAUGAGAAUACUGUUCCGUAAUUUCAACUGUAACAGAUCAUUUUCUCUCCUUUCAAGAUUUAUGUAAAGAUAUGUUUUGACGACUUGGUUCGGCUGUUAAUUUCUGAUCUUCAUAAGUUGAAUAUGCACCACUGACAUCAUUGCAGUAUGUGUCUAAUCAUAGCAUGGAUGGAGGCCUCUCAGUCUAUGCAUGGGAGAGUAACUCAGUGUAUCAGACAAAAAUAAAACAUUCAAAUAAUUUUGACUUGUCUUCACAGAAAUUAAUGGUCUGAUGUGGACGUACCAUUCACCACCUUGUGGAAUUGAUUGUUCUAUCCCCUAAUAGAUUCAGAAACAGUAUUCCAUUCCUUUCAGUGGAGUCACAUACAUGGGUGAUUUUACUAGGUUUGAAUGCGCAGCAACAGGUGAAGUAGGUCAGUUUGCUGCUGGCUUUGUGUGUUGCUGUUUCAAGCGUAGGAAGAAAUUAUACUCUGUGGGUUGAAAGUUACCCCUGACCCCAAUAAUUUUGCUCCAUACUUUCGUUUUGACCCUGGUUCUGGACAGGCAUCAGAGUUGGCACAGAAUGAGUUUCAGUGAAUGAAACUUGAGUCAUGGGUAGACUGAACUAAUUCUGUAUAAACAAAGCCAAAUUAACUGUAAAGUAUCAAAAGGAACUACUUUGAACAGAAUCUCCAUGAAAGGUGCUCAGUGUCUCAGCUAAAGAAAAAUAUGACCGUGAUCAAAUCAACCAAUUUCUUCAUAUGCUUUUAAAGAUGUAAAUGGUCAGGCCAUUGAUGCUACUCUUAAUGUGUGCCUUAUAUCACAUGAAACAUCUUCAUAUAAAUAGGGACUUGCAGACAUUCAUCACUUUUAAUUUGUGCCUGCCAAUCUCUAAUUACUUCCAUUUGCAAAGCAGAAGCACACCAACUGUGUGCCACCUUAUUUCUUUCGGGAAUAAUAUUGAAUCCACAGUAGUUGCCUCCUGAUGUAUGCAGACCUGGUUAUAAAGUAAGAUGUACCUAUGUAGGUUUGGUGUUAUUUUUGUUAACAAAAAUUAUGAAGAAACAGUGCUCCUGUGGAGAAACACCACAAGUGGAGAUACUGGGUUCAUUCAUAAAUACAACACAAUUCAGCACUAGCUCACAGAGUCACCGUGUUUCUUCAAUACUCAGUACAGUACAAAUGACAGCCAUUAUUGUGUUCAUAUUAUUACAAGUGAGAAUAAGCACUGUUCUUAAAUUUGCAUGAUUUUUUUUUCUUUCCUCUGUUGACUUCUAAUUCAUCACUUGUUUGCACAAUUUAUCUGUUUCAGAAUAAUUAUAAAAACUCCAGCUUUUUCACUGGUUACAUUGAGAUAACCACAGACACUAGUUUAAUUUCUGAUCAGUUUAUACAUUUCCAUAUUUCCAUGUUCUAAACUUCCUCUGAAAAGUAUUUGAUUAGUGUCAGUUUUUCAUGACAUUAUGAAUUCUCAUUAUAUCAGACUUCUACUUGUAGUAAUUUUUCUUCAGUAUGUUCUCAUUUCACUGCCAUUUGACAGGUGCAUUUACACUAAGAAUUUGUAUUUUGUGUCAUAAUUAAAGUCAGGAAAGAACAGUGCUGGUGAGUCAGUUGAGUUGUAAGGUAGUAUUCGUUAGCAUUAUUUGUAUUCCAUGUUGCGUUGCAUGAUCAGACUCAAAAUUUGGAAAUAAAGAGAGAGAAUGUAUAAAUGUUUAA
Cryptotermes secundus is the source of this 9166-nucleotide messenger RNA. RefSeq lists its product as uncharacterized. The coding region runs from base 276 to 5150 and encodes 1624 amino acids. Lineage: Eukaryota; Metazoa; Arthropoda; Insecta; Blattodea; Kalotermitidae. Gene Ontology annotation, biological process: regulation of transcription by RNA polymerase II. Gene Ontology annotation, cellular component: nucleus. The record is from RefSeq and is a predicted model, not a curated record. Gene Ontology annotation, molecular function: sequence-specific DNA binding; DNA-binding transcription factor activity, RNA polymerase II-specific. The transcript is spliced from 23 exons.